This is a messenger RNA of Lodderomyces theae, 1434 nucleotides long. It is a transcript of the gene DJP1, whose product is annotated as Djp1p. Bases 1 to 1434 code for a protein of 477 amino acids. The transcript has a single exon. NCBI's taxonomy places the organism in Eukaryota, Fungi, Ascomycota, Pichiomycetes, Serinales, Debaryomycetaceae. Gene Ontology annotation, cellular component: cytosol. Gene Ontology annotation, biological process: protein import into peroxisome matrix. The record is from RefSeq and is a predicted model, not a curated record.
AUGGUGGUCGACACGACAUACUACGAUCUUUUAAGCAUCGAAACUACGGCAACGUCGCUUGAAAUUAAGAAAGCGUACAGAAAAGCAGCUAUCAGAUUACAUCCAGAUAAAAACCCCGAUGAUCCAGAUGCUGCCGCCAAAUUUCAGGAAGUGGGGCAGGCGUACCAAGUUUUGAGCGAUGAUCAGUUGCGACGCAAGUAUGACAAAUAUGGUAUACAGGAGUCCAUACCGCUGGAGGGUUUUGAAGAUCCAGCUGAGUUUUUUUCAAUGAUCUUCGGUGGCGAAGCGUUCAGGGACUGGAUUGGAGAGUUGACGUUGCUACUGGAGCUCUCAAAGACUGCAGAAUUGUCUGAAACGGAGAAAAAGGGAGGAGAGGAUACAAAAGCGGGUGAUGAAGAAAUCGAGCAAUCUUCUUCCUCUUCUUCUUCUUCUGAGCAAAAAAAGUUGUCCCAUACUGCGCAUGAUAGUUCUGAAGAUGAGGAGAAACGCAAAAAGGAAGAGUUGGAGAAGUUUGAGGAAGAAUGCCGUGUGAAGAAACUCGAAACCAGAGCUGAGCUUGCAAAGAAACUUGCCGAUAAGUUGUCGUUACUCACAGAGACUGAUAUGAAGGAUGACGUGAUUGAGUCAUUCAAGGCCAAGAUGAACUACGAAGCCGAGGCUCUAAAAAUGGAGAGCUUUGGAUUGGAAAUAUUACACACAAUGGGUCAUGUAUAUAAAAGCAAGGCCAAGAUAUUUUUAAAGAGCCAGACUUUCUUUGGGUGGGGUGGAUUGUGGCUGUCUAUAAAGGAGAAAGGAGGAGUAGUUAAGGACACAUUCCGAACAGUGUCGGCCGCUCUAGAUGCACAAAGGACAAUGGAGGAGUAUGCUCAGAUGCAACUAGAUAAUGAAUAUCAUGCGCAAAAGGAAAAGGAGGAAGAGGAGGCCAAACAAAAAGCAGAGCAGGAGAUGGAAAAACUCGAGGAAGAGUUGGAGGAGGUGCAGAGACAAAAAGAGGGAGGGUCAAAGGCAGAAUUAAACAAGGAGUCAAAUGGGGAGCAAAGCAGCACUGAUGCUGGUGCUGAUGCUGAUGCUGAUGCUGGUACUGGUGCUGGUGCCGAUAAAAAGGAGGCUCCGGUUGAACCACCAAGUCACACUCCAGAGGAAUUGGCAGAAAUGGAAAAAUAUUUACUAGCCAAAGUGCUCGCUGCUGCUUGGAACGGUUCCAAAUUUGAAAUACAGGGCACCUUACGGGCUGUAUGUGAUGCUGUUUUAGAAGAUGAGGGGAUAACCCUUGAGGAAAGAGUAAAUAGAGCCAAAGCUUUGAGAUUGAUGGGUGAAGUGUUUAGUACUGCUACUAGAACUGAGCAAGAAGAUGAAGAGGCUCGAGUGUUUGAAGAGCUUGUCGCGGAAGCCAGCAAGAAGAGGGAGAAGAAGAAGAGGCCGAAGGAUGCUUAG